Chlorocebus sabaeus (green monkey) is the source of this 2283-nucleotide messenger RNA. It is a transcript of the gene PRKAR2B, whose product is annotated as protein kinase cAMP-dependent type II regulatory subunit beta. Gene Ontology annotation, biological process: negative regulation of cAMP-dependent protein kinase activity. Lineage: Eukaryota; Metazoa; Chordata; Mammalia; Primates; Cercopithecidae. Gene Ontology annotation, cellular component: cytosol; cAMP-dependent protein kinase complex. Gene Ontology annotation, molecular function: cAMP binding; protein kinase A catalytic subunit binding; cAMP-dependent protein kinase inhibitor activity. The record is from RefSeq and is a predicted model, not a curated record.
AGCGGGAGCGGGAGGAGCAAGAGAUGCUGCCAGCCCUCCCGGGGCCGCGCUCGCUCAGCCGCCGCCGCCACACGGAGCAGACGCGCGCCGGGAGCCGCGGGCCGGGCCAGCCGGGCCGCCGGGGCCCAGUGCGCCGCGCUCGCAGCCGGUAGCGCCGCCAGCGCCGUCGGCGCUCGCUCGGCAGCCGCGGGGCCCUAGGCCGUGCCGGGGAGGGGGCGAGGGCGGCGCCCAGGCGCCUGCCGCCCCAGAGUCAGGAUGAGCAUCGAGAUCCCGGCGGGACUGACGGAGCUGCUGCAGGGCUUCACCGUGGAGGUGCUGAGGCACCAGCCCGCGGACCUGCUGGAGUUCGCGCUGCAGCACUUCACGCGCCUGCAGCAGGAGAACCAGCGCAAAGGCACCGCGCGCUUCGGCCAUGAGGGCAGGACCUGGGGGGACGCGGGCGCCUCUGCCGCCGCUGCCGGGGGUGGUACCCCCAGCAAGGGGGUCAACUUCGCCGAGGAGCCCGUGCACUCCGACUCCGAGGACGGGGAGGAGGAAGAGGCGGCGCCCGCAGACGCAGGGGCGUUCAAUGCUCCGGUAAUAAACCGAUUCACAAGGCGUGCCUCAGUAUGUGCAGAAGCUUAUAAUCCUGAUGAAGAAGAAGAUGAUGCAGAGUCCAGGAUUAUACAUCCAAAAACUGAUGAUCAAAGAAAUAGAUUGCAAGAGGCUUGCAAAGACAUCCUGCUGUUUAAGAAUCUGGAUCCGGAGCAGAUGUCUCAAGUAUUAGAUGCCAUGUUUGAAAAAUUGGUCAAAGAUGGGGAGCAUGUAAUUGAUCAAGGUGACGAUGGUGACAACUUUUAUGUAAUUGAUAGAGGCACAUAUGAUAUUUAUGUGAAAUGUGAUGGUGUUGGAAGAUGUGUUGGUAACUAUGAUAAUCGUGGGAGUUUCGGCGAACUGGCCUUAAUGUACAAUACACCCAGAGCAGCUACAAUCACUGCUACCUCUCCUGGUGCUCUGUGGGGUUUGGACAGGGUAACCUUCAGGAGAAUAAUUGUGAAAAACAAUGCCAAAAAGAGGAAAAUGUAUGAAAGCUUUAUUGAGUCACUGCCAUUCCUUAAAUCUUUGGAGUUUUCUGAACGCCUGAAAGUAGUAGAUGUCAUAGGCACCAAAGUAUACAAUGAUGGAGAACAAAUCAUUGCUCAGGGAGAUUCGGCUGAUUCUUUUUUCAUUGUAGAAUCUGGAGAAGUGAAAAUUACUAUGAAAAGAAAGGGUAAAUCAGAAGUGGAAGAGAAUGGUGCAGUAGAAAUCGCUCGAUGUUCACGGGGACAGUACUUUGGAGAGCUUGCCCUGGUAACUAACAAACCUCGAGCAGCUUCUGCGCACGCCAUCGGGACUGUCAAAUGUUUAGCAAUGGAUGUGCAAGCAUUUGAAAGGCUUCUGGGACCCUGCAUGGAAAUUAUGAAAAGGAACAUCGCUACCUAUGAAGAACAAUUAGUUGCCCUGUUUGGAACAAACAUGGAUAUUGUUGAACCCACUGCAUGAAGCAAAAGUAUGGAGCAAGACCUAUAGUGACAAAAUUACACAGUAGUGGUUAGUCCACUGAGAAUGUGUUUGUGUAGAUGCCAAGCAUUUUCUGUGAUUUCAGGUUUUCUCCUUUUUUUUACAUUUACAACGUAUCAAUAAACAGUAGUGAUUUAAUAGUCAAUAGGCUUUAACAUCACUUCCUAAAGAGUAGUUCAGAAAAAAAUCAACAUACUGAUAAAAUGACUUUGUAUUCCACAAAAUUAUGACCGAAAGGUUUAUUAAAAUGAUUGUAAUAUAUAGAAAGUAUCUGUGUUUAAGAAGAUAAUUAAAGGAUGUUAUAGGCUAUAUGUGUUUUACUUACUCAAACUGAGAUAUUAGUGACUAUCCCCAUGUAAGAGGGCACUUGGCAAUUAAACAUGCUACACAGCAUGGCAUCACAUUUUUUUUUUUUUUUAUAACUCGUUAUACACAGUAACAUUUUAAUCAUUUUUGUUUUAAAGUUUUCUAGCUUGAUAAGUUAUGUGCUGGCCUUGGCCUAUUGGUGAAAUGGUAUAAAAUAUCAUAUGCAAUUUUAAAACUUUUUAUAUUUUUGCAAUAAAGUACAUUUUGACUUCGUUGGCAUAAUGUCAGUAACCUACAUAUUCCAGUGGGUUUAUGGACAGGCAAUUUAGUCAUUAUGAUAAUAAGGAAAAGAGUCUUUUAGAUGAGAGAUCAUUAAUGCAUUUUUCCCUCAUCAAGCAUAUAUCUGCUUCCUCUUUUUAUUUUGCAAUUCUCCAUAUU